This is a messenger RNA of Paramecium tetraurelia, 1155 nucleotides long. RefSeq lists its product as uncharacterized. The transcript has 4 exons. The record is from RefSeq and is a predicted model, not a curated record. NCBI's taxonomy places the organism in Eukaryota, Ciliophora, Oligohymenophorea, Peniculida, Parameciidae.
AUGCUAUUUAAAAUUGACUGCUCAACUAUUGAAUAAAGCAAAAAGAUUCUAAUUACCAACAUUGCUCAAUUCCCAAUUUUGGUAAGAAUAUUAGACCACAAUGCCUAUAACUUUAUUCCAACUUUCUCAUUACUAAAAAGAGAUGAAUGUAAAUAUUUCCAGAUACUGAAAAAAUAAAAUUUCAAUGAUUAUCGAGAUAUUAUUAUCGAUGCCAUUGAGUUUGAAGAAAGCAAAAUUGAUUCUUUCUCUGUUCCACCGUUUUGGAACGAAAAAGUUCAAGGUUGCCUGUAGAAAUAAUCUCUUUCUCUGCCUGCUGCUUCUAAUGAAAACAGAUCUAACUCUUUCAUCUCAUAUGAAAGGUUGCCAUCCAUUAAUCAGACAUUUUUGGAAUCGAAGGUAGGAUAAAUUAAUAAUGACAUCCCUAUUAAAUUCAAUUCUCAAACUCUUAAAUAGAAAGGUUCCAACAAUGAAACCGAUUCAUAAUUCAAUUAACCAAGAUUAAAUUCCUUAUAGUCUUAACAAUUUAACAACUCAAUACGCAUUGGAGAGGAGAAUAAAUUUCAAAAUUCAACCAAUAGUUUUGAAUCAUAUCAUUAAAACCUAACCAAAACUGUUCAACAACCAAUAAUUUCCAUGCCAAAUGAUCUCAAUUAAUUUUUAGAUCAAAUAGAUUAAUACGCCAGUCCCUUCUAACAUCUUACACCCUCUUAGUAACUAUCCUAAACUCCUUCCCAAAAAAACAUUAGUGACAAUGCAUAGCAAGACUUGAGUUUAAGUGAUACUACUUCGAUUUAGAGAUUUGAAUAAAGAAAACAAUCGUACUUAUAGUAAAGCAAAUCUUAAUUUAACGAGAAACCUAAAUUAAGAGUCUCUCAAACUUUGAUAGCUCAUCCAAAGUCAGGCAUUGAAAGCUAGAAACAUUUUGACAAAAAUAAGGAGAUUGAAUCCUAAAUCUAAAAAUAAAUUGCAGAAUUGAGAAUUAGUAAAGAUACACUUUCAACCGAAUUGUAAUAAUUGAAAUUUAAAGCUAUGUUCCAUACCAAAAACAAACAAUCAACUUAUUAGUAUGAUAUAUACAUAUGGCAUUUGCUCUUGACUAGUGUCGUAUUUCUUAUUAUAGGGAGUGUACUAAAAAAAAUGUUCUCACAAUUUUGA